CCGAGAUCGGGAAUAUGGCCGCGCGGUCCGUUUGGGCGGUCCGGCGGCUGUUGCAGCGCCUCCUGGCCUCGAGUGCCGCGUCCGAAGGCAGGGGAUGGCCACAUCCUUUCAGCACCGCCACCCAGAGAACUGCUGGUGAGGACUGCAGUUCUGAGGACCCUCCCGAUGAGCUUGGGCCCUCUCUGGCCGAACGAGCCUUAAAGCUGAAAGCUGUGAAACUGGAGAAGGAAGUCCAGGACUUAACAAUGAGAUACCAGAGAGCUGUAGCCGAUGGUGAAAACAUAAGGCGGCGAACCCAGAGAUGUGUAGAAGACGCCAAGAUAUUUGGUGAGAGAUUUAUUUGUGAUAAAAACUAAAAUACCUUUGAGUUUGGGACACCUGGGUGGCUCAGUCGGUUAAGUGUCCGAUUCUUGGCUUCGGCUGAGGUCAUGAUCUUAGUCAGAAGGUUGAACCCCGCGUUGGGCUGUACACUGGGAAUGGACCCUGCUUGGGAUUCUGUCUCUCCCUCUGCCCGUCCG
Molecule: messenger RNA, 518 nt
Organism: Leptonychotes weddellii (Weddell seal)
Lineage: Eukaryota; Metazoa; Chordata; Mammalia; Carnivora; Phocidae
Source: RefSeq, a predicted model, not a curated record